Molecule: messenger RNA, 309 nt
Organism: Macrosiphum euphorbiae (potato aphid)
Lineage: Eukaryota; Metazoa; Arthropoda; Insecta; Hemiptera; Aphididae
Source: the annotation of a GenBank genome assembly
AUGUCAUCGAAAAACCUAAAAAUAUCGGUACCCGGUGGCCGAAUCGACCAGUCGAAAUCCAAGCGUCCUGCAAUUGGGUGUUCCAAGAUUGAAAUGAAAAGAAAAAAAACACAAGACCCGCAGUUGGGGGUCAACGAUCCGAACUGGGUAGGUCGUAUGGUGAAAAAAUUUAUUAGUAUGCGAAAUUGCAAUAUGCCGAACACAAUAAUAUUAUUGUCGUUAACACCGCAGACACUCGAAGGUGAUAACGGAGAGACACAGGACCGCGGUACGACGACUUGCCGGGUUCGACAAAACUCGGCUAUUUAA